Molecule: messenger RNA, 2318 nt
Organism: Stegostoma tigrinum
Lineage: Eukaryota; Metazoa; Chordata; Chondrichthyes; Orectolobiformes; Stegostomatidae
Gene: cnbpb
Product: CCHC-type zinc finger, nucleic acid binding protein b
Exons: 5
Coding region: 161-661 (166 amino acids)
Biological process (GO): positive regulation of cytoplasmic translation
Cellular component (GO): cytoplasm
Molecular function (GO): translation regulator activity; zinc ion binding; mRNA binding
Source: RefSeq, a predicted model, not a curated record
GUGCGUAUGGUGGGCUGUCUCGCAGCGUCACGGAGAGCUUGACUUUCUUUCACUUUAUCCUCUCUUUCCCCCCCCCCUCUCCUCCCGGAGAGUUAACGCCAGCUGCCGGGCUCCCGAGGGUUAAACUCUGAAGAAGUGCUGAGACUGAAUAUAGCUCAUCAUGAACAGCCAGGAAUGCUUUACAUGUGGACGUAGUGGACAUUGGGCACGUGAAUGUCCAAAUGCAGGUGGGCGUAGUCGGAUUAGAGGUCGUGGCAGAGGAAGUUUCACUGCUGCAAGAGAUAUCUGCUAUCGUUGUGGUGAAUCAGGCCACCUUGCAAAGGAUUGUGAGCUCCAGGAAGAUGCUUGCUACAACUGUGGUAAGGGUGGUCAUAUUGCCAAAGAUUGCAAGGAGCCAAAGAAGGAGAGGGAGCAGUGCUGCUAUAACUGUGGCAGGCCUGGACAUCUAGCCCGUGACUGUGAUCAUGCUGAUGAGCAGAAAUGUUAUUCAUGUGGAGAGUUUGGGCACAUUCAGAAGGACUGCACUAAAGUCAAGUGCUAUAGGUGUGGUGAAACUGGUCACGUUGCCAUCAAUUGCAGCAAGGCAAGUGAAGUGAACUGCUACCGCUGUGGUGAAGCUGGACAUCUUGCACGGGAAUGCACGAUCGAGGCCACAGCUUAAAUCUUUCUUUGUCGCCCCUCCUUUUUUCUGAUUGAUGGUUGUAUUAUUUCCUCUGAAUCCUCUUCACUGGCCAACGAUUGGCAGAUAGAGGCUAGUCCCAGGCCAAGUGAGCUUUACUUAAAAUGUAAAAGGAGGAAAGGGGUGGAAAUUGACUUUCUGCAUUUAACUACAAAUGUUUAUGUUUUAGUUUGGUAGAGGUGUUAUGUAUAAUGCUUUGUAAAAGAACCCCCUUUCCAUGCCACUGGUGUAUAGGGAUGAAUGAGUGGGAAGAGCUGAACCCGAUCAGUGACCCUUUGGGUUCUAGAAGUGAUUCUGUGGGAGGAAACCAAACCUGGAAGUGUCUGUGAAAACUUCCGCAUGUGAUUUCUUGAAAUGUUGGCUUGAAUUGUUUGAUCUUGGGAGCAGUUCAUUACAUAAACCAACAUCUGUAUCGGGGCCCUAUGUCUCGUAAACAGCAAAGUGGGAGUAAACAAUGAGAAACAAAAGAGCAAGCCUGUCCACAGCUGAAAAGUACAGGUUUUUUUUUUAAAAGCAUCAUAGGAGUAACCAACUUAACAUUAGCUGAAACCAGUCAGUGUCGGAGAUACAGAUGUUCAAGCAGAAGUUUGAAUAAAUUUUUGAAUGUAGUUUAGAGCUAUAAUACCCAUUAUGAAAUACCACAACAAACACAUAGCAAACAGGAUUGGAACUACACAGCAGUUGAAUGUGUUUUCACAGAAAUCAAGAUGUUAUUUUUGUAUAAUCCAAUUAGACUACUGUAAAGAAUCAUUUGCUUGAAAUCAGUUUUUUUAAGACAGAAGGUAAAAGCAACUGAAGUCUUAGAACUAUAGAAAUGUAAUUUUAAACUAUCAAUAAAGCUGGAGGAGGAAGGGGAAAGUUUGUCUGAGUGAUCUUUGGACAGUAUUCAGUGUACAAUUUACAUAGCUGAUGUGCAUUUCCUUUUCUAGGAAAAGAAUACAAAACUAGUUUUGUUUUUUAAGAGCACAUACACUGCACUUCUGAUAAAUCAAAAGUGCACUUUUUAUUUUUAAAAAUGAGAACUGAGUAACUGCCUUGAGUGGAAGUUCAAUUAAGUUUAGACUAGUUUAAACUGGAUUUUUUUUUGGUAUUCCUUAUGACACAUGCACUUUUACUGCUCCCUCUGAAGAACGAUUUAGAAAUACCUGAGGGAUAUGGCUUGGCACUUACUAACUAAGAUAAAUUUGGGGAGUUUACUGCUCAAUAUUGUGGAUUUUUAAAAUACCCAUGGUAGUAGAGGCUUUGGUAGUUUAAUUGAACAAGCCUAAUUGAAGAAUCCAGAAAGGAUGUAUGUGAAGGAAAUUGAACAUAAAUUUCCCUUUCAAGAAAGGAAUCAGUAACUUCAGCCUGGAAGCCUUAAAUUUAGAAUAUUAAUUCAACCCAGCUCUCAAUGCCUUUUGAAAGGCCUCUUGUGCCUGUUAUUUUGUUUUAAUCCCAACAGAGACUACAGUGUAGAAAAUUGAGUAGACUGAGGAAAACAUUGUGUACUCACUAAUUGGCUUAUGUGUGAAACUAAGUGUAGCAAAAGAGCAUUAAAGCACUUUACUAACUAGUUGAGUACUUUUUAUGUAAUAUGGCCAUAUUGUAUAUAAUGUUCAGCUUGACUUGGUUCAGUCUCUUAUAAAAUGUUAGCCUUGUA